AAUUGCCGAUUUUCGGGUUGUUCGUUGUUCACAGUUGCUCCAAGUUGUUCAUAACUGUUUGUAACGGUUGUUGGUGACUUGGUGAUGCGUUGGCAAUCUUAGCGUCUGGAAUUCGUCUGACAUUGCUGACAAUCAGAAAAGUGUUUUAUAACCUCUUCGACGAUCGGUCAAUUUCAACCAAAACUUGACUGAUGUUUGCCUGGAUCUGUACUUAAAACUGAAGUAAAAUAAACCCUAUGGUUAAUGAGCAAUGGGCGGACAGAAAUUUCAGUAUGACGAGAGUGGUGGAACAUUUUUCUACUUCCUUCUCUCAUUUUUGGCACUACUUUUGGUACCUGCAACUUAUUACCUGUGGCCACGUUGCUCCAAACCAGAUCCAAACCAGUUGGCAAAAGAGUGUUUCUGCGAUGGGUGUAAAAAGAAAAAGAAAAUAUUGCAGUCGAACGAUCCUUGGAAGGAGACAAGGGCACUUUUUAAAAAAUUUCUUAUACUAUUAGGAUGGAUUACGUUACUCUUUUUGACCUAUAAAGUUAACCAAUUCGACUAUGAAAUGUCAAAUUUCGAUCCCUUCGAAAUCCUCGGUGUUUCAUCGGGAUCGUCACAAGGAGAAAUAAAGAAAGCAUAUCGCAAACUGUCACUGAUUUUGCAUCCAGACAAAGAAACAGGAAAUGAAAAGGCUUUCAUGAAAUUGACAAAAGCGUAUCAGGCCUUGACGGACGAUGAGGCGCGAAAGAAUUGGGAAAAAUACGGUAACCCAGAUGGUCCGGGUGCAAUGAGUUUCGGAAUAGCCUUGCCAUCCUGGAUUGUCGAAAAGGAGAAUUCAGUUUGGGUCUUGGGGUUGUAUGCCCUCGUUUUUAUGGUCGCUUUACCAACUAUUGUUGGGAUGUGGUGGUACAGAAGCAUUCGCUAUACUGGAGACCAAGUCCUGCUGUCAACAACGGAGCUCUACUAUUCGUUUUUCUAUCACACACCGACAAUGUCAAUGAAGAGGAUAAUUAUGGUUCUUGGUGCUUCCUUCGAAUUCUCAAAAAGAUUCAAUACCGAAAUCGUCGAGAGGCUUUCUGAUAAUGAAGAAGUUCCUACACUCAUUAAGCAAUUAAGUGAUCUACGAGAAAAGAACAAAGAGGCGCCACUCUGCCAUUUAUAUUCUAUCAAAGCAAGAGCAAUACUUCACGCUCAUUUAUCAAGAAUUCCCCUUAAUCCGGAAACUCUGGAAAAAGAUAGACAGUAUAUUAUUAAGAAAUGUCCGUACCUCGUUCAGGAAAUGAUUUCCUGUGUAAAUCAACUGGUUAUUUUGGCAUAUGCUAGACGAAUCGCUCAUCUGCCGACUAUUGAGACAAUUGAAAAUUGCAUGAAGCUCUGUCCGAUGAUAGUGCAAGGAUUCUGGGAAAACAAAAAUCCGCUUCUUCAACUUCCUCAUAUAAAAGAAGAACAUCUCAAACAUUUCUUAGCUAAAAAGCGACAAAUCAAAAGUCUCCAGCAGCUAGCACAACUGAAGGGAGAAGAUAGGAGACAAUUGUUAAGAAAUUUAACAGAAAGUGAAUACAACGAUGUGAUGAAAGUUCUCGGCAGCUUUCCCUUUGUCGAGUUCCAAGUGCAUGCCGAAGUUAUUGAUGAUGAGAAUCCGACAGUUUACACGGCGGGUGCCGUUGUGACAGUGACUGUAAUGCUGAUUCGCAAAGAUAUGAAGCAUCUGUUUGGAGACGAGUCCGUGAAAGAGCAGACGAUAAUAGACGAUGCCAAAGUGGACGGUGUCAAAGAGAAAGAGCCGUCCGAAGAACAGAGUCAAACUGUCAAGCGACCGGCUUGGCUGAAGCAGCAGAAGGGACAGAAAAAGUCCCACAAUAAGAAAGGUAGUAAUAAGAAAGUAGGUAAAGCAGCCGCGUCGCAGGAAAAGGCUCAGGGUGAAAAUCAGACGAGUCAGGCGGAUAAUACGCCCAAUGCGAGAAAGAAGAGUGAAAAUAAGGCGGCUAAGGAGUCCUCGAAAGAGAAAAAUUCUGAUGCCAGCGACAGUGAGGCUGAGAGUGAUAGAAGCGAGGAGGAGGAAAGUUCCCAUGAGAAGAAAGACUCAACUGUCGAUGAUGAUGACAUGGAGUGGGAAAGGUUUCAGCAGAGGUCGAAGAAAAGGGAGAAAGUUUUGGAGGGUAGGAGUAAUUUGUCUCAUGAAGUGCACUGUCCCCUCUUUCCUGAUAUCAAGCAGGAAUACUGGUGGGUUUAUAUUUGCGACAGGAAGAGUCGCUCUUUAUUGACAGCACCAGUUCAUAUUACUUCCUUAGUCGACACCGAAGAAAUUCAGGUCCGAUUUACGGCUCCUCGGUGGCCGAAUCUUUAUACAUUCACAGUUUGUCUGCGCAGCGACUCUUACCUCGGAUUCGACCAAGCGCAGGAUAUCAAGCUGGACGUGAAAGAAGCGCCAGAGGUGCCAAUUGAGCAUCCUCAAUGGGACAUGUCUGACGAGGAAUCGGCAGAGGACGAGAACGCCGCCGACGAACAUUCCGAGUUCACAACCGACGAGGACAUCAGUGACAAUGAAUAAAUUAACAAAUAAAUAAAUUAUUAACUAGAAUUCGUCGGGAUUCAAAUGUGAUUGGGAGUUUCCAUUUGGAGAGUGUGGAUUUUUAUGUUUCUACUCCUGAUAUUAGACUGCAAGGGUGUUUUCUAUGUCGAACAAUAGUGCAUAAUUUGUGCAUAAUAAUAUGUGAGAGUAGUGCAGUAAUAUAUUUACAGAACUUCGCAGUGAGGAAGGUCAUUAAUCGUAAAUGAAGAAUAUGAUAUUUAUUUUAACAUUGUUGCUCGAUUAUUGAUCCUAGAAACUAUCUGUGCACAACUUUUUAAUAAAAUGAAAUUGUCUAUACGUUUAAA
Belonocnema kinseyi is the source of this 2862-nucleotide messenger RNA. RefSeq names its product translocation protein SEC63 homolog (gene Sec63). Gene Ontology annotation, molecular function: RNA binding; transmembrane protein transporter activity. The record is from RefSeq and is a predicted model, not a curated record. Gene Ontology annotation, biological process: SRP-dependent cotranslational protein targeting to membrane; post-translational protein targeting to endoplasmic reticulum membrane. NCBI's taxonomy places the organism in Eukaryota, Metazoa, Arthropoda, Insecta, Hymenoptera, Cynipidae. Gene Ontology annotation, cellular component: Sec62/Sec63 complex. The transcript is spliced from 12 exons. Bases 251 to 2536 code for a protein of 761 amino acids.